Messenger RNA from Polypterus senegalus (gray bichir), 1881 nucleotides. Its product is annotated as SCAN domain-containing protein 3-like. The transcript has a single exon. The record is from RefSeq and is a predicted model, not a curated record. The coding region runs from base 1 to 1881 and encodes 626 amino acids. Gene Ontology annotation, molecular function: protein dimerization activity. Lineage: Eukaryota; Metazoa; Chordata; Cladistia; Polypteriformes; Polypteridae.
AUGUCACAUUCAAAAGAGAAGAGACGUAAGGUUGAGAGCGAAAAUAGAAAAUUUAACAACGAGUGGACUGAUAAGUAUGCACACAUACAAAAUGCUGAGGGAAACCCCAUGUGCCUUGUCUGUCUUGUCAUUUGCUCGGUAAAUAAAGAAUACAAUGUGCGGAGGCACUUCCAGACGACUCACACUAACUUUGAUAAUGAAUAUCCCCCGGGCUCAGAGGCUCGACAGACAAAAAUAAAGACACUGACUCAAAACUACCAGCGAAGUUGUGUGGUUUUCACCCGAACCUGCACUUUGCAACAGAAAGCUACAAUAGCAUCUCUCCGAAUUGCAUUGACACUGACUAAAAAUAAAAGACCAUUUACAGAUUCUGAAACAGUAAAAGAAUGCAUACACGCUGCUGUCGAGGAGGUGGUAACGGAUGAAAAAGUGAAAGAGAAAGUUAUAUCUUCGACUAAAUCAGUCCCACUGUCCGAUACAACAGCUGCGAGAAGGGUGGACGUUUUAGCUACGGAAGUUUUUGACACGCUUCUUAAUCAACUGAGGAAGGUUGAUUUCAUAUCUCUGGCUGUGGAUGAAUCAACAGACAACUCGGAUAUAGCUCAACUUUGUAUGUUUGUGCGAUUUUUCGAUGGUCACUGUUUCAAAGAGGACAUAUUGGGAUUAAUACCACUGGAAGGGAAUACAACAGGAGAAAUUCUCUUCCAGGAGAUUGUUGAUUUUUUUCAAGAGAACGGACUGGACUUGGAGCGUAUCAACCUGCUUGUUACAGAUGGUGCGCCCUCGAUGACAGGGAAGAUCAAAGGACUGUCUGCACGGCUGUCUGCACUUGCGCCAAAAAUGAAGUCGCUGCACUGCCUCAUCCAUCAGAGUGUCCUUUUCCCACAAUUAAGUGGUGAGUUGAAAAACACAAUGGAUUCUGUUAUGGCUACAAUUAACUUUAUCAGAUCAACAUCUAGUCUCCAACACAGACUGUUUCGCAAACUUCUUGCUGAUAUGUCAGCUGAGCAUGUUGACCCACUUUUGCAUAACAAUGUGAGGUGGUUAAGCCAGGGAAACUCACUCAUGAGAGUCUGUGAACUGAAGAAAGAAAUCAUCACUUUCCUUCGUGAAUGCAAGCACAGAAAGGCUGAAACAUUUCUGACCUACAUGUUGGAUGAUAAAUUUGUGUCUGAGAUGUGUUUUUUAUGUGAUAUCCUUCAUCAUUUGAAUGUAUUUAACCUGGGACUUCAGGGGAGAGAUAAAACAGUUGCUGAUGUGGUUGAAAUGCUAACUGCUUUUCAAAAUAAACUGGAUAUUUUUUCAUCUGAUCUCAGUAGCAGACUGCUGCACUUUCCAACCCUCAGUGGCUUCAUCAAGUCAUCACAAAGUGGUAAAGUCACAAAGGUCAUGUCAGACUUUCUGGACCAUUUGAAACACAACUUUGCACAGAGAUUCAAUGACUUUGACAUUCCCAAAGAGUUGCUGCAUGUUGUGAGGAACCCUUUCACCAGCACACCCAAUACUUCCCCGAAAGCAGCAGAGUUCCUAAAGUUGCAUGGCAUUGAUGAAGGUCCCCUGCAACUUGAAAUGAUUGAAAUGCAAGCAUCAUGUGAAUUAAAGGAUGUCCUUCAGGAAAAAGGCUGCACAGAGCUUUGGACAAAGAACAUUGUCCCAGAGAUGUUCCCAAACAUGAAAAAAUUGGCCAUGUGUGUGUUAACAAUGUUUGGAUCAACAUAUACAUGUGAAUCAUCCUUCUCUCACAUGAAUGCCAUAAAAACAGACAAUCGGAUCUCCUUGACAAAUGAGCAUCUGCAUCAUUGUUUGCGGAUUGCUGUCACCCCAUAUGAACCUAACUUUUCUCAUCUUGCCCAGUCAAUGAAGUGUCACUUUUCUCAUUAG